CGAAAAUUAAAUUGUAAGUAUUCAAAAUCUCUUGCAGAUUCAAGGAAACAUCAAAAUAAUUUUAAGCAGUUAGAAAUGAUCGUAACAAAGCCAUUAGUGUUAUUAGUGUUGGCAGUUUCUGUUGUUUUCGCAACGCCAAUUAACAAGAAUGAGUUAUCAUUAGAAAGUAUUCAAAGAAAUGUGAGAGAAAUUGAUUGGAACUUUUUCUCGAGAACAACAAAAAAGCCUACCACAACAACAACGGCUCCACCAAAACUUCCAAACAAUCUUGAAAUAGGGCAUUGUGAAGAUGAUGAUAAGAUAAUUUACAUUGACGAUACACGACUCGAAGCAAAUAACUCUACGCUUGGUGGCGUCAUUGAAAUCCACAUUGAUUCGCCCUACUACAUUACAUGUGUGAAGGUUUUAGAUCAAAUGCCAGCGGGAACAGGUGCCAUUCCCACAUACAAUUCUGGAGGAUACGGGAAAGAUUUUAUUUUCAUAAAUGCUCAAGGCCAAUACGGCCACGGCAUUCAUUUUAAAAUUAUUGUUAGAGGAAAUUUGAAAAUGUCAGAGAAUGAGAUUAGCCGCAAUAAAUAAAUAAAUUAAACUAAUUCACAC
This is a messenger RNA of Clunio marinus, 600 nucleotides long. Lineage: Eukaryota; Metazoa; Arthropoda; Insecta; Diptera; Chironomidae. The record is from the annotation of a GenBank genome assembly.